This is a messenger RNA of Castor canadensis (American beaver), 3741 nucleotides long. RefSeq names its product upregulator of cell proliferation (gene Urgcp). NCBI's taxonomy places the organism in Eukaryota, Metazoa, Chordata, Mammalia, Rodentia, Castoridae. The record is from RefSeq and is a predicted model, not a curated record. Gene Ontology annotation, molecular function: GTP binding.
ACCUGUGCUCAUCUCUCAGGCUUCUGCUUCAGUUGUUUUCCUGUGUGCCCUCUUGUCUUUUGGCACCACCCAACAAAGGAGCCAGAGUUGUUGCUGGGAGACCUGGGUCUGCUCCCCAGCUUUUCCCUGCUUGUUCUGGGCAUCGAUGGACAGUGUCCAGAGACUCCAUUCUCAGGAUAGAAGUGGAAUUACUGGUCAAAGGGCACUCAGAUUUGGGAGAAGUGACCCCAGAAAUAAAAGCGUCAGAGAGAGAAACAGCCGUGGCGAUUGCAGAUUUGGAAUGGAGAGAAAUGGAAGGAGAUGACUGCGGGUUCCAUUAUGGAGAUGGCACAAAUGAGGCUCAGGACAAUGACUUUCCAACAGUGGAGAGAAGCAGGCUUCAGGAAAUGUUGUCCCUGUUGGGACUGGAGACAUACCAGGUGCAGAAGCUCAGCCUCCAGGACUCCCUGCAGAUCAGUUUUGACAGCAUGAAGAACUGGGCUCCUCAGCUUCCCAAGGAUCUGCCCUGGCAUUUCCUCAGGAAGCUGCAGGCCCUCAAUUCUGAAGCCAGGAACACCACCAUGGUGCUGGACCUGCCUCUGGACACCCGGCCCGCAGAGAAGGAGAGCCAGAUGGAGGAGGAGAUGAUGUACUGGGACCCGGCUGAGGAUAUUGCUGCUGACGACAUCUACUCCUUCUCUGAGCUGCCAACACCCGAUACGCCUGUGAACCCCCUGGACCUUCUCUGUGCCCUCCUGCUGUCUGCAGACAGCUUUCUGCAGCAAGAGGUUAUGCUGAAGAUGUCGCUGUGCCAGUUUGCACUCCCGCUUGUGUUGCCUGACUCGGAAAACCACUACCACACCUUUCUGCUGUGGGCCCUGCGGGGUGUGGUACGGACGUGGUGGUCCCCCCCACGGGGCCUGGGAAGCUUUCGAGAGGACAGUGUGGUUCUGUCCAGGGUGCCCACCUUUGCCUUCGUGCGCAUGGAUGUCAGCAGCAACUCUAAGUCCCAACUGCUCAACGCCAUCCUUAGCCUGGGUUGCUGGCAGUGGGACUGCUUCUGGCAUCGGGACCUCAACUUGGGCACCAACCCCCGAGAAAUUGCAGAUGGGCUGGUGGAAAUUUCCUGGUUUUUCCCCAGUGGCAGGGAGGACCUGGAUGCUUUCCCAGAGCCUAUGGCCUUUCUGAACCUGCGAGGUGACAUUGGGUCUCACUGGCUGCAGUUUAAGUUCUUGACCGAAGUCUCCUCUGCUGUGUUUAUUUUGACUGACAACAUCAGUAAGAAGGAAUACAAACUGCUGUACUCCCUGAAAGAGUCAACCACAAAAUACUACUUCAUCCUGAGUCCCUACCGAGGGAAGCGGAAUACAAACCUGCGAUUCCUCAACAGGUUGAUCCCUGUGCUGAAGAUAGACCACUCGCAUGUCCUGGUGAAGGUCAGCAGCACUGACAGUGAGAGCUUCGUGAAGAGAAUCCGAGCAAUCGUGGGCAGCGUGGCACGGUCCCCCUGCAGGAGGGUGUCUGUGGAGGACAUGGCACAUGCGGCCCGCAAAUUGGGCCUCAGAGUGGAUGAAGACUGUGAAGACUGUCAGAAGGCAAAGGACCGGAUGGAGAGGAUCACCAGGAAGAUAAAGGAUGCAGACGCCUACAGGAGGGACGAGCUGAGGCUGCAGGGGGACACUGGGAGGAAGGCAGCCCAGGUGGAGAGGGAGUUCUGCCAGCUCCAGUGGACCCCGGACCCACCUGAGAAGCACCGGGCUGAGCUGAGGCGACGGUUUCUGGAGCUCCGGAUGCAGCAGAAUGGCCAGGAGCCUGCCUUAGGGGUGCAGGAGUUUAUCGCGGGGAUCAGUAGUCCCUCCCCGGGUGAGAGGCAGUACUUCCUGAGGUGGAUGGAGUGGGGCUUGGCUCGGGUGGGUCAGCCAUGGCUGAGACAGCCCUCCGAGACUCUCCUCACCCUGAGACCGAAACUUGGUGGGACCUCAGACUUGAGUGAGCCGCUCUGGCCUGAGCCCCUGGGGGUAGAGCACUUCCUGCGGGAGAUGGGGCAGUUGUACGAGGCUGAGAGCUGUCUGGUAGAGGCAGGGAGGCUGCCUGCCAGCCAGAGGCGCUUUGCACACUUCCCAGGCCUAGCCGUGGAGCUGCUGCUGACAGGGCUGCCCCUGGAGCUGGUCGAUGGGGGCACCCUGAGCGUCCCUGUACGCUGGGUCACAGGGCUCCUCAAGGAACUGCACAUUCACUUGGACAGGAGGUCAAGACUGGUAGUCCUGUCCUCCCUGGGGGUUCCUGGCACGGGGAAAUCCACACUUCUCAACACCAUGUUUGGUCUGCGGUUUGCCACAGGGAGGAGCUGUAGUCCCCGGGGGGCCUUCAUGCAGCUCAUCACAGUGGCUGAAGGCUUUAGCCAGGACCUGGGCUGUGACCACAUCUUGGUGAUAGACUCAGGUGGGCUGGUCGGUGGGGCCUCAGCUGGGGACAGGUUUGAGCUGGAGGUUUCCUUGGCCACUCUGCUUCUGGGGCUAAGCAAUGUCACUGUGGUCAGUUUAGCUGAAACAAAGGACAUUCCGCCAGCUAUUGUGCAUGCAUUUCUGAGGCUGGAGAAAACAGGGCACAUGCCCAACUAUCAGUUUGUGUACCAGAGUCUUCAUGACGGGGCUGUCCCCAGCCCCAAGCCUAGAGACAGGAGGCAGCUCCUGGACCCACCCAGUGACCUGAGCAGAGCUGCUGCCCAGAUGGAGAAGCAGGGUGGUGGCUUCCGGACGCUGGCGGGCCUGGCAUUCUGUGAUCCUGAGAGGCAGCACAUAUGGCACAUCCCAGCCCUGUGGCACGGAGCGCCGCCCAUGGCUGCCGUGAGCCUGGGGUACAGUGAGGCCAUUUUUGAAUUGAAGAGAUGCCUGCUAGAAAACAUCAGGAAUGGCCUGUCCAACCAAAACAAAAACAUUCAACAGCUGAUCGAGCUGGUGCGGCGGCUAUGAGGGCCGGGACCCACUGCAGCAGGCCGUCCUUACAGGAAGACCAGGAAGGUCAGGGUGGGAAUCUGCUUACAGUGCUAAGAAAAGCAGCAUCCCCAUAGACCAGCUCAGAGGCCCGGGGUGUGGUGACACAGCAGUAGUUUGAUCUCUAUCCCGGAGCCCUGUCAAGGGUUGGCCCUCUGGAUGGCUGCUCCUUCCUUGGCCCCUGGAGUGGGGAACAGCUUCCCUCAUCACUGCAGGCACUGGCAGACAGGGACGCCCAGUACACCUUGGGGUUGUCCUGAGGAAAUGGGAGAGGACUUGUUUUUGUCCAACCGUAGGGUCCUUUGUGGUUCAGUGACACCAUGUUGCCCACAGUAUAUGAGGCACUGCUGUGGCACCGUGUUUAUGAACUGGUCUAUGAAGCCCUCCUGACCCUUGCACAAGAAGCGUUCCUCAGUCACCCUGUUGUGUCCCAGCACUUUGUCAUACCUCUGCCUCAGCACUUCAUGGCCUGUGUCACUUGUCUGCCCAGACUGUGAGCUCCUUGAGGGCAGGGACUGAACAUCAUCUAGCUCCAUGUCCCUAGGGCCUGGCACAUGUAGGCGCUUAAUAAAUGUUUGUUGAAUGAGUAUUCACCUAACAGCAGUGUAUAGGUUCUACCUCUCUGUGCCUUCACUGUGCUGUGUGCUCAGAGAGGACAGUAGCCUCUGCCUGAGGAAAGAUCUAGAAAUCCACAUAGGAAGUGAUGCUAAGCCAGGCAUGUGAUGCACACUUGCUACACCCUGUCUCCAAAAAAAAAAAAAACAAGGCC